CGUACAUUCUACUACAUAUAUUACUGCACUAUAUUAUUUUGUGUAUAUUAUAUAACGACAAAAAGAAUUCUUUAUCCUAAGGAUUUAUCCUGGCAUGUGUUGCAACGACGAUUUUCAGGCACACUGGGUUCGAUCGCUUCCUUAUCGUUCAGCCAGAAGCAGGCACUAAACGCUUCAUGGCGUUUGCUACGUCCUCAGGCACCGAAUCUCUUCCGGAAAAUUUUUCUCGAAUUAGAAGUGGUAUCAUGUAAAGUGAAACAGAUUUUCUAUAAAGCACUCUGUGUCGAUGCGUUCAAUAAGGAUGAAGAAAAUAUCGCUACCAUGGAGGUGCAUGUCAAGCUGAUGGUAAAGUUUUUUGACGACCUUCUGGUAACGUUGGACGACGACGCCGAGCGUAUCGAUAGAAUGAAACGAAUAGGAUCCGCCCACGCAGUUCUUGCAAGAACAUGCGGGUUCACUAGUGAUAUUUGGGAACGACUCGGUGAAAUUUCCAUGGAACGAAUUUGCUCACAUGAAAUUGUCCAAAAGACUCGAGAAGCUGCUCGAGCUUGGCGAAUACUACUCGCAUGCGUGAUCGACGAAUUUCGUGGCGGCUUCGAUGGUGAAGCCCGUUAUCAUAGAAAAACGUCCUCCGUGGAGCAACUGGAGGAUGUCGACGACGAUGUGACGAACGAUAUUCACGAAAAAAUGCGUCAACUUCGUAUGGAGUACGAUUCAACAGUGCCUUAUCAGUAG
Angiostrongylus costaricensis is the source of this 735-nucleotide messenger RNA. The record is from the annotation of a GenBank genome assembly. NCBI's taxonomy places the organism in Eukaryota, Metazoa, Nematoda, Chromadorea, Rhabditida, Metastrongylidae.